Pungitius pungitius (ninespine stickleback) is the source of this 5239-nucleotide messenger RNA. RefSeq names its product zinc finger and BTB domain containing 34 (gene zbtb34). Lineage: Eukaryota; Metazoa; Chordata; Actinopteri; Perciformes; Gasterosteidae. The transcript has 2 exons. The coding region runs from base 330 to 1904 and encodes 524 amino acids. The record is from RefSeq and is a predicted model, not a curated record. Gene Ontology annotation, biological process: regulation of transcription by RNA polymerase II. Gene Ontology annotation, molecular function: DNA-binding transcription factor activity, RNA polymerase II-specific; RNA polymerase II cis-regulatory region sequence-specific DNA binding; protein binding.
UAAGAAUAUCAGUACAUACAUUAGCCAUGUCAUCUUCAGACAAAUCAUUUGGAAACAGACCGUAAGGCACAUCACUUUUAUCUUUACGCGCGUAUAUGUUCUCCAGCACGUCGUAAAUUCAGAACAUGAUGUCUUAGCACAUAACACUGACAUGAGCAAGGGAGGGGCUGCCGCAAAACACACGGAUAGAAUGAAUGCAAAGAGCCAAAAGAACACUUCCUGUUGAUGCAAAAAUUGCAGCAGCAACUGUCUGACACAUCUGGACUGGAGAGGGGGGGAGGCCUGGCUGUAAGUGUACGCGAACUACUGAGGGGAAUGGACACCGUUUAAUGCUAAUCUGCAAGACGGCACCCAGCAAACUGGAGAAACAGAUCCAAGAAAUGGACGACGGCAGCUACAUCGAGUUCGAUGUGCCGGAGUUCAGUAACACUGUCCUGACCCAGCUCAACGAGCUGCGGCUGCAAGGGAAGUUGUGUGACAUCAUCGUUCACAUCCAGGGUCAGCCAUUUCGAGCCCACAAAGCCGUGCUGGCUGCGAGUUCGCCCUACUUCCGCGACCACUCGGCUCUCAGCACCAUGAGUGGCCUUUCCAUUUCGGUCAUCAAAAGCCCGGAGGUUUUUGAGCAGCUCCUUUCGUUUUGCUACACAGGUCACAUGUCCCUGCAGCUCAAGGACAUUAUCAGUUUCCUCACGGCUGCCAGCUUCCUGCAGAUGCAGGCCAUCAUCGACAAGUGCACACGAAUCUUGGAGAGCCUCCACUCCAAGAUCAGCCUUCCAGUCGGAGCCUGCAGCCCGGAGAAAGACGACCUGCAGGCCAGCGGCAAUGGGGUCAACGACAGCAGCCUCUUCGUAAACCCCACCCAGAUCUCCCCCCCUUACUUCUCCCGGCAGACUCAGGCAGGGCACGAGGCGCGCUUUGAGCUGGCAGCAAAAGGCCGGGGCCGGCAGCAGCCGGAGGAAGGCCAGUCGGACCGCGGCAGCAGCGACAGCGUCUCGGAGCACGAUGCUCCCAUGGAGGCCGAGACGGAGCAAGUGGAACUGAUCGGCAAAGACGGGCAAGUAACAGACGUGCACGUGAAGAUAGAGAAGGUCGACAGGCCCACGUACUCGGACAGCUCCUCGGCCGGUGAUGACGGCUACCACACGGAGCUGGUAGAUGGCGAGCAGGUGCUGGCUGUCAGCGUGGGCUCGUACGGCCCCGUCAUCCAGUCCACUGCCUAUUCUUACUCAGGGCUCUCCUCCCCGGGCUUUCUGAACCUCAGCAACUCCAGUCCCUCGCGCUCCCUACUCGGCGGCUACAGAGGCGGACGGGCCAGGGCGAAGCGCCCCCUGGCCAUCCCGGCCGCGGUGCUGGGUCACAUCAAGCCGGCCUCGGAUUACAGCGAACCGGCGGCGGGCGCCACGGGGCUGGAGAACGACGUGCGGGAGCGCAGCCUGCGGAGCCAGUGGUACCCCUACAACGAGAGACUCAUUUGCAUCUACUGCGGGAAGACGUUCAACCAGAAGGGCAGCCUGGAUCGCCACAUGCGCCUGCACAUGGGAAUCACCCCGUUUGUUUGUAAGUUCUGUGGCAAGAAGUACACGAGGAAGGACCAGCUGGAGUACCACAUCCGUGGCCACACGGACAACAAGCCCUUCCACUGUCAGAUCUGUGGCAAAUGCUUCCCAUUCCAGGGCACCCUCAACCAGCACCUGAGGAAGAAGCACAUGGGAGCAUCGGAAGGCAGCAACCACAUAGACUCUCCGGAGACGACGGAGGGAGGCUCGGGGCAGAAGGAGCAGGAGGACGCGGCCGAGGGGACGGCCUCGGAGGCGCAAUAUGCAGAAGAGGCACCAGCUGCUGACGCGGAGGAGAGUCCGAAAUGCAGUCCGGAGGAGGCCCAAGCAUCAAGAUGUGAUUUUUAGAUCCUGCUUUAGCUUAUGGAAGCUUUACAAAUGUUUAUCUUAACUCCCCUUAAAGGACUUUUUUUUUUUUUUUAAUCAGCUCCCUCUACUAUAGACUUUUUUUGCGUCAAGGGGUUCCUGUCAAUUUUGUGAAAGUUAGAUGUUGAAUGCAGAGAUUUAAUGGGUGCUUUAUAGAAAUUUGAUUCUUUCAAGCAAAGGGAGUAACAACUUACUAUUUUUGAGGAGGUCCCAAUAAUCAAGACCCCUUAAUUGAUUUAUCUUUUUAUCUUUCCAUGUUUUUUAAAACACAUUUACAGAGUUAUAUAGGCAUGUUGCAAUAAUUGAUAAUGUGAAAGCUCUGGUAAGAUGCUUGUCAUAUCACCUUUUUACCUGACCCGUUUUUGCACAUGUGGCCACAGGAGGUCACUUACUCACAAGGAAUGAUUUUUCUGCCAGUGCAAAGCUUCGUGUGACAUAUCCGUUCAAUACCUCAUGAUGCAACUACAUACUCAUAACAGACAGUAUUUUAACUUCAAUGAAACUCACCAGGUUCUACCUCAUAGCCAAGAACCUACCAGGCACAGAUGUGUUUUUUAGUUUAUGUGUGCAUUAUCUUAUUGCCAAACCCUGUAAAGAAUAUUCUCUCAACACAAAGCCUUGAUUCUUGGGGGAAAUAUUCCUUGCUGAUUGUAUGGAUUGUGGACAGAGUCCCUGAAACAUGCCUCAUGGUCAGCCAGGAUUAAGAAGGUGCUAUGUUUGGAGUGCAGACAAUUUUGCUAGCUUUGUUUUGUUUGUUGUCUGCAAAAGCAGACAAAGGAGUGAGAGGAUGGCCCCCGGCAUAUCGUCAAGAUAUCAUUUCGCUGUCUCAUAACGUUUGUUCCACACAACCCUCAAGAACUGUGUCUCUUUUCACUACGGGAGCUCUCUCUCUGUUGGCCAAAGGGUGGCUCUCGAUACGGUCGCCCAUGUGAUGGGCGAAGGUCGUCCCACCGCGCAGUCAUUUGUAUUCCUCUCCACUCGGCUGGCAGACUUACAGUAUACUUAAGUGUUGUACGUGUAAAUUGUUCAGCUUUUAGGUUAACGCUCAGUUAUAACUCAUCGUAAACUCGGCACAAUACGGACGGCUCCGCAUCUGUUCGCAUCAGUCAAUGUGGUAUACUAGUCUGACUAAUAUGCAAAGAGAAAGAACAAAAGGAAUCUCAGCCAUUUCAACAUGGUUUUCAUCCAUUAUUUGAAAGAGCUAUCGGUUUGUGUCCUUUUUUUCUUUUCGUCCUACCUCUCCGUGAUGGGACUAUUAAUCUGUGAUCUCUGUUCUCUGUAUUAUUUGGAGGUCAAAUGCCGACUUGGAACAAAACGUCCUCAUUUGUCGACCCUGCUCCGUGAUGCUCACAUGGACGGGGUAAAUGUUAGAGGUAGCCGGUGAUCCAAAGUAUUGAUGCACUUUGCAGAGUUUAGUGGGGGGGGGAGGGGGGAAGCCAUUGAGAAAACAUGCUAAUUUCAGUUUUAAUACCGAUGCAGUAGUGUCCGAGUAGGACUAGUUUAAAUCAGAGAUCUUUAUUCUCAGUAAAUGUGAUGUGAACAUUGAUGAGACUCUGCAAUCCCGUGAAUACUAUUGGCUUCAAGUCCUGCAUGUUGGAACGCAUUUUAUCUAUACUGUUUGAACCGUGGGGAUCGGGGACGGGGGUGUUUUACUAUAUAUAGAGACUUUGGUUUAAUGCCAUUGGGAUUUAAAGGAAUCUGCUUUCUCAUUAAAUACAUAUACGGCACUUAAAAGCCCUGAAUAGUUAUCUUGUCAUGUUUAAGAAAUUUAAAGCUGUGCUGGGUGGUGCUCUAUGUGCUAUCCUGCUUUCCUAUCCGCCAUCCAGCUGUUUAAUAACCUUUUUUUGAAAGAGCACCUGCUAUAUGCUUUUAUUUUGUCCCACGCUGAAUCUGUGUCAAUGAAUUGGUUUUUACUAUUUCACCGUUCCCGUUUAAUUCUCCGAUCAGGUGAACGUUGCGUUUAUUUUUAUUUUUAUUUGCGUUGUUGUUUCUUUUCCUCCCGCUGAAUGUGCGGCCGUUGUCGUCACUCGUUGGCAGUUCAGAAAGCAAAACCAAAAUGUGGGGAGAUGUUGCAGAAACCGGUAUAGCUAGCUUUUCUUGGUCUUUGUAUGCAAGGAUGUAUCCCACACACACACACACGUAUUGGUCUUCACACCCACAGCCUGUCGACCCGUACACUGCUGUACAGUAGAAUGUCUCCUCUGGGCUUUUUGGUUUUUAUGUUUCUGUCGAACGCUGAUGUGGCUGCUGAUCCGACCUCAUCCAAAUCAGCAGCCGACCAAUCAGAAUCUGCCCACCGAGCAAAAGAAAGGCUUUUUCGUUUUGUUUUGUGAUUAAAUGGGUACAAACAUUGUGCCAAGAGUUCACGCCAAAGAGCUAAGGGUGAUUUGUAACCAUACACUUUGACUGUAUAAGCAUAAUUGAAUGCUCAUUUGGAAGAUUUAGUUAAUUUAAUGUAGGACUAGUUCAUUGCUAUUCGUAAGGAAUGUACGUUUCACAGCUUUAUAACAAUCACUCGUAUAAAUUUUGCCAAUUUGCUAAGACGACAUUAGGUGGUGAAGUCAUAAAUAACAUGAUAUAUUAAGCCAUACAAAAGCUGAUGCUAUAAAAGGUGUGCAAUAAUAGUAUUGUAAUUGUUUAAAGCCAAUGUAAACAAAAGAGAGAAAAUAAAAAGUGGCAUCUUGAAUUUAGUGCCUUGCCACAAGCUUUACAUUUUAGAUGCUGGCACUUAGAUCCCUGUGCCUCUUUCAUUGUGUAAUGGAUUGAAUAGAGAGAUUAUAAUAUAAAAUCCCCACAUCGGACACGAAGUCAUUAGAAAGGACUUCAUGUCAUUCUUGUCCAUGUGGUUGUUUUUUCAGCUCAAGUCCUGCCCCCUCGUUUUUGCGUUUUAUCAUUUAAUCGUUUUUUUUCUUUUGUUCUUUUUAUUGUCACAAAAUGAAUUUUGAGGCUUAACUGAUUCUGUAGCAAAUGAUUACAACCAAAUGAGGCGCUCCGUGUUUAGAGACUACACUGUAUCCCUCCUCUCCGACCACUGAGGACAAUCCUGACGAUGUACGGUAGUUUCGGGCAUUUCGGUGCAGAACGGAGACGCAUGAGAGACUCCAAUCUGCUUCCUCUCGGAGCGCUCGGACCACCUGUCAGGGGAACAUGCCGCUUGCGUGUUUAGCAGAGAAUAGACUAAACAGAGGAAGCUCACCCCCAUAUACUGUAGCCAAAUUGCUCGUCGCUCCAUCACAAAAUUGUAUGAAAAUGCCAAUGAAUAAUUCUGUAAUUCUUGUAUUUGUGUCAUCGAUUGUGCACUUAAGUUUAUUUUUUAU